AUGCAGCUUCGCCACCCAAGAUACGAGUUUGUUGUCGACGCAAGCCCGUGGCCGCCAGCUAGUCACCCGCCUGACUGGGUCAACGAGCCCGACGACUACACGAUACCGAUCGUCGUGAUCAGCAGCUUCUACGUAGUUGGGAUCCUCGUGGGCUGCUUGAUCCUCAGGGCCGUCAGCUACCCAGCCGGUCCAGGGGAAGCGCGAUGGGUGCCGGCCUGGGCCCGCCGCGACGCCUGCCUCACCCCACUGUUCUUCGCCCUGCCCGCUUUCUCCUGGCCACUGCUGCCCGCAGUAGCGGUCCUCACCGUUAUCGGCUUCUUCCUGAGAGCAUUGGCGGGCGGGCUGUGGAACAUCGUCGGCUCCUCGACCUCGUGCUGCGGCAUACCACUCCCUCGGCGGCGGUCUGGGGGGGCUGCUGCUGCUGCUGACGCCGGCGCCUCAUCGGACCCCGACUUGGAGAUGGGACCCGUCGAUGCGUGUGGCGAGCAUCCUGUGGGAGGCGUCCAGCUUGAUGGUGGAGCGGAUGACUCUGAUGCGUUGGCCGGUGUGCGCCGUGCUGGUUCCGAGGAGUCGGAGCGCCCGCCCUCGUAUACUUCCGUGCCGCCCGACGAAGACGAUGGCGGGGAGGCGGAUGGUCUACUGGCCAAGAAUGACAAAUGA
Diaporthe citri is the source of this 660-nucleotide messenger RNA. RefSeq lists its product as uncharacterized. Lineage: Eukaryota; Fungi; Ascomycota; Sordariomycetes; Diaporthales; Diaporthaceae. The transcript has a single exon. The record is from RefSeq and is a predicted model, not a curated record. Bases 1 to 660 code for a protein of 219 amino acids.